Messenger RNA from Diuraphis noxia (Russian wheat aphid), 1265 nucleotides. RefSeq lists its product as uncharacterized. NCBI's taxonomy places the organism in Eukaryota, Metazoa, Arthropoda, Insecta, Hemiptera, Aphididae. The record is from RefSeq and is a predicted model, not a curated record.
CAACGGACAUCAGUCGAAUGCAUUUCAUUUGAAUCGAAUCACAAUGAAGACAUUUUUCAAUAUGACGUGCGUUAUUGGGUUGUGCGCAUCCGCAAUGGGCGCAGCAAACCAGCAUGAAGCAAAUAUCUUCGACACCGGCUAUGGAUACGGUUCGGGUUUCGAUCAGCACGAGCCGUCCAAUACUCAGCAAAUAUUCCAAGAGCACCAUUAUCAACAAGUGCUGUCCAAAACCAUCAUCAAGGUCGUGGCCCAACCGUACCCGGUCGAGGUUGAGAAACACGUACCGUACCCGGUUAAGGUUGAAGUACCCGUCGACCGYCCAUACCCGGUGCACGUGCCCAAGCCUUAUCCCGUGCACGUCGAAAAGCCUGUUCCUUACGAAGUCAAAGUGAAGGUACCCCAACCGCACACAGUCUACAAACACGUGCCUUAUGAAGUCAAGGUACCCGUCGACAAACCAUACACCGUCCACGUGCCUAAACCGUACGCUGUGUAUGUAGAGAAGCGCGUCCCAUACGAUGUCAUCAAGCACGUACCUUAUCCCGUCAAGGUACCCGUCGACAAACCGUACACCGUAUAUGUACCGGUAACGAAACACGUACCGUACGCUGUCGAGAAGCCAGUGCCCUAUACGAUCAACGUGCCGGUUGACCGUCCUUACCAGGUUACCGUCGAGAAGCUCAUACCAUACCCUGUCGACAAACCCGUACUGUACACCGUCGAGAAACCAGUGCCCUACCCGGUCAAAGUCCCGGUCAAAGUUGAAGUGCCAGUGCCAUACAAAGAAUACAAACACGAUGAAAAAUACUCUCCGGAAACAAAAUACGAGGAAGUACAAUCACAAUAUGCCAAUGAUCAAAACAAACAUGGCAGUCAUAAACACGUACCGUACACCGUGGAAAAGCACGUUCCCUACCCGGUCAAAGUUCCAGUGGACCGUCCUUAUCCGGUGACAGUGGAGAAGCACGUGCCGUACCCCGUCGACAAACCAGUGCCGUACACUGUCGAGAAAGCAGUACCGUACCCAGUCAAGUUUCCAGUCAAAGUCGAAGUCCCUGUUCCAUACGAAGUGCCACACCACCACGAAGAACACUCGUACGGUGGACACGGAAGCCACAGUUAUUAACUGGAAUAAAAGUUAUAUUUUUUUUGUAAAUUUGUAUACUUGUAACUUAAACCUUAAUUCGAUUUAACCAUUGUAAUAUACUUUGUACAUGAAACUCAUAUAAUUUUUUAUAAAGAAUAAAUACCGUGUUUUAACUUGA